Gryllus bimaculatus (two-spotted cricket) is the source of this 2604-nucleotide messenger RNA. The record is from the annotation of a GenBank genome assembly. Lineage: Eukaryota; Metazoa; Arthropoda; Insecta; Orthoptera; Gryllidae.
GUAACUUGAUCAUGGUUUCUGAGGAAGAUAGUCAAAAUCCACAGAUUGACACAGGGUGUUUUGUGAAAUGCGAAUUGCUUGCCCAAGUAUUUUAUGGAACUUUCAUCAUGGUUAUUCAAAAGCUAAGUGAAGGAUUUGGUAAUAUGAACGAAAAGUAUGGAAAUCUGAAUGUUGUGAAGAUAGCAGGUGGAUCUAUAGUGGAACACCCUGCUAUAUUUUCCAGCAAUGGAAAAAAUCUGUUUGUUGUACACGGAAAUUGUAUCCGUUCGUAUAACGUUGAGACCGGUGAACUGGUGACUGUGUACAAUGGUUUAUCAAAAGAUGCAGCCGGGGUAGCGUUACACCCCACACAUCCUGAUAAACUUGUGGCUGUGUCUUGUGUUGGGGAGUUUAUUGAGUGGGAAUGUUCAUCUAGAGGAUCUUGUGUUAGAAAGAGUCAAUUGGGUGAAAUUACUGGGAAAUUUGUUGUACAAAGUUUCUCCCUUGUGCAACAACAAGACGAGGAGACUCCAUGUGUCGUGUGUGUUGCUGCAGUUUCAGGGCAGAAUCAAGCAUGUGUCAAGACAUUUUGUUCAGUUUCAGGCAAAGAGAGAAAUCUCUUUGGAAAAAUAAGAGUUGACAACCACAAUAGGAGUUUAGCAGUAAGACAGACUGAUGGAGAGAUAUUGCUGGCUGGAUAUUGCAAUAAGCCCAAAACAACUUUAACAUUUUGUGUUUCAUACAAUGGGUCUGAAACUAAAGAAACGCAAGUGUUUUCUCAGAAUAAGAUGACAUGUGUUGCAUGUCAUCCAACUGAACUAUGUGUUAUUACAGGAGAUAUUAUUGGUUGUGUAAGAGUUUGGAAGAAUUUGCUGAGAAAACCAGUAUAUUCUUCAUAUCAUUGGCACACAUUACCUGUUCAAAGCGUUGUAUUUUCUGAUUCAGGAAUUCAGUUGGUCAAUUCAUCCUUACAAUGUAUAAACUCUAUACAGUGUUUUUGCUGGUCAUCACUUCCUUCUGAUGGGAAGUAUUUGUUACCAGUAGAAAUGACCACUGACCCUCGUACAAAAGCUUUGGUAACAAAUGGUCGUGUUGGGCACUUGCAGUUUUUUUCAGUGGAUCAAAGAAAUUUGUUGUUUUUGCUUGAUGUUGUUGGCCGCAAUUAUCUGACUCAAGAACGCUCCAAAAAAAUUCAAAACACUGAUGUAGUGAAAUUUGCUUUCAACUCAGAUGGUAGUUGGUUAGCUUCUGUUGAAUUUUGUGAAGGCGAAGAGAAAGUUCCCCAAGAGUUGAGGCUUAAGUUUUGGGAGUAUAACAAAGUCAGUCAGAAAUAUGUCCUGAAUACUUGUGUUGAAAAUCCACAUAGAGGUGCUGUAAAAGCUAUACAAUUUCGCCCUUCUGCUAAUAAUGAAAAUUUAAUGUGUGUGACAGCUGGUGAAGAUUUUAAAUUUCGGACAUGGUCUCUUCAAGAAAGCACCAGCAUCUACAGAAAAGGUCUUGUGUGGAAUAGUGAAAAUGUUGGAUUUUACCGUAAUAUACCAAUAGGAGAUCUUAGCUUUUCAUCUGAUGGUUCACUGAUGGCAAUAGCCUUUGGUCCAACAUUGACUGUGUGGGUUCCUGGUUCAAACCAGUUAAAAUGCAGUCUUACUCGACCAGAUGCAGAAGAACAUCUUAGUCAUGUAGAAUUUGGACGAAGGAGCUGUGUUCAUCUAGUCGUUACAGGCAGUAAACUUGGAAUAGCUGUGUGGAAUCUUCUCUCCGUUUCCCUCUUGUGGGUAGUACAUUUUAAUCUUUCUGUCCUGGUAUCAGAUCCAAUAUCUGAAGUAGUGGCUGCAUUCAGUGAUGAAAAUGACUUUGUGAUAUUUUCUCCCAACUGUCCGGAUCCUAUCUUCAAGCAGAAUGGUCUGAUAUCUUGUGAAGAUAGUCAGAUUGUUAAUGGUGUGUUUGUACCUCAUGCCCGUCAGAGAAAUUCAAAUAUAUCGUGGCAAUCUACAUCUCAACUUCACUUUUUUAAUUCAAAGCAGGAAUUAUUCACUUUGGAGCAUUCUACUUCGAAUGUGGAUACAGAAGAAAACAGGAAUCUUGAUGUUCUCCCAACAGAAUCACUGAAGCCAAAGACACCAUAUGCUGCUUUACUGGCACAGCAGAGUCAAUCUGAUGUCAUUGACACAAAGAUAGAGCAACAUAAGCAUCUUGGUAUUCCAGGCUUUGAAACACUGCAAGAGUUACUUAAGUCUCCGGCACACUCCAUGCCUCCUUUGUCGCUGGUGAGCCAUUCAUUGCUGUUGUCCUUCAUCACUGGCACAAAUAAAAGGAGAGAUGACCCAAAUUCUCAUCGAGAAUUAUCAGAUGAAGAUGACGAAGAGAUGGACUACAAUGAUGAUUCUGAUAAAGAAGAAAAGGAAGACCAGACUUCAGAAAGAAGAUUAGAAAAUAUAAAGCGAGAAUUAAUGAGCAAACAUGAGUCCACGGUCACGACAUCCAUGGCCGCUGAUACUGAACAACAUCUACUCAAAAUUCAAAAGAAACCAUUAGAUUGGGUGUCAGAAUUGUUGACGUGAGGUUAUUAAUGUUUUGUUAAAUUUCCCUUGCUAAAAACAGUGCUGAUGACAUGUGUUAUGUGUU